Molecule: messenger RNA, 607 nt
Organism: Magallana angulata
Lineage: Eukaryota; Metazoa; Mollusca; Bivalvia; Ostreida; Ostreidae
Exons: 2
Coding region: 110-592 (160 amino acids)
Source: RefSeq, a predicted model, not a curated record
AAAAGUUUUUGUGGUUGUCGACGAGUCCCAUUGUAUUUUGGACUGGGGAGAAGACUUUAGACCUGACUUUAGACUUAUAUGUGAGCUAAGGCCUCAUCUUCCUAAGGGAAUGAAGAUGCUUGCAAUAACAGCAACAGCAAGUAAGCAUUCACAAAAAGAAAUUGCAAGUCUGCUAGGAAUGAAGGACUACAACGAAUUAAAUACAACCCCUGUACUAAAUGACAAUGUAAAACUCGCUGUCCAAGAAAGGAUUCCAUCUACAGGUGGGUGCAAUACAGUGCAGGAGGCUUACAAUUUUGUGUUCAAACCACUGUUGCUUCAACUGUAUUCUGAAGAGGAGGAUUUUCCCUUAACAGUGGUUUACUGCAAACUUCAGUGGUGUGGAUAUGCAAUAGAACUUGCGAAAAGACUCUUAGGUCCAGUCUACAGAUCAAGCUGUGCAAAUGCAAGAGUAGUGCAGUAUCAUGCCCAGCAGCCACAUGAUUUUACACACAAGAAGUCGGCCGUGCUGGGAGGGAUGGCUCAAAAGCAGAAGCAAUUCUCUGUUAUAAUGGAACAGAUCUUGCUCAACGACAUGUUGACAGAUCUGUGAAAGAAUACUGCAAAG